Messenger RNA from Blumeria graminis f. sp. triticale, 717 nucleotides. The record is from the annotation of a GenBank genome assembly. NCBI's taxonomy places the organism in Eukaryota, Fungi, Ascomycota, Leotiomycetes, Helotiales, Erysiphaceae.
AUGUCAAAAAGGUCGAGUCAUAGCUAUUCCCAUGACACGCAGGAGGUUGUGCACAAUGGCGAGGAAAGACAGAAGAAAUUAUUGCAAGAGGAUACGGGUCACUUCAGCAUGAUUAGAAUGCUUCACCUGGCAGACUUGAUUACAGAAAUGAAUGGCUUCUGUGGAAUCAUGUCAAUUUUUUCCUCCAUGCGUUACUGUCUUGGACCACCAUCUGCACACGGUAACUUAUGGGCUGCGCUGGCCUUCAUGCCUUUCGGCCUUUUCUUUGAUUUUAUGGAUGGAAAGGUUGCUAGAUGGAGAGAGAAGAGCAGUCUUAUGGGCCAGGAGCUCGAUUCGUUGGCUGAUCUGAUUUCCUUCGGUGUAUCCCCAGCAGCAGCUGCCUUCGCCAUUGGACUUAGGACACCAGUCGACCACGUUUUUCUUGCGUUUUUCGUACUGUGUGGUCUUACACGUCUCGCACGUUUCAAUAUUACAGUCGCAAAUGUUCCCAAAGAUCAUACUGGAAAGAGUAAAUAUUUUGAGGGAACUCCUAUACCGACGUCCUUAUCGAUCGCGGCGUUAAUGGGGUAUUGGGUUAGUCAGGGCUGGGUUUUAGAUAAUUUACCAUUGGGUACUUGGGCUACAGGUACAACAUUUGAAUUCCAUCCUGUCGUCGCUCUUUUUAUUGUCAGCGGAUGCCUCAUGACCAGUAAAAAGAUUCAUGUCCCGAAGCCAUAG